Molecule: messenger RNA, 1815 nt
Organism: Andrographis paniculata
Lineage: Eukaryota; Viridiplantae; Streptophyta; Magnoliopsida; Lamiales; Acanthaceae
Product: protein NRT1/ PTR FAMILY 5.2-like
Exons: 4
Coding region: 19-1800 (593 amino acids)
Biological process (GO): transmembrane transport; dipeptide transport
Cellular component (GO): membrane
Molecular function (GO): tripeptide transmembrane transporter activity; dipeptide transmembrane transporter activity
Source: RefSeq, a predicted model, not a curated record
AGCUGUAACUAAUCAGCCAUGAAUGGAAGUAGAAAUGGUGUACUUAUAGAAGAAGAAGAAGAAAAGAGAUUAUACACAGAAGAUGGAUCAGUUGAUCUCAGAGGCCAACCUGUUCUUCGAUCCAACACAGGUCGAUGGACUGCUUGUUCCUUCAUGGUUGUGUAUGAAGUGUUCGAGCGAAUGGCGUACCAUGGAAUAUCGAGCUAUCUAUUCAUAUAUUUAACGACAAAACUACACCAGGGCACAGUCACCUCGGCCAACAAUGUCACUAAUUGGCUCGGCACCAAUUGGAUGAUCACUGUCUUGGGUGCUUAUGUCGCCGAUGCUCUUUUGGGUCGUUACUGGACUUUUUUAAUCGGCAGCGCGAUCUACUUCUUGGGAAUGUCUCUUUUAACUCUUUCAGUAUCUAUCGAUCCUUUAAAACCAAGUUCGUGUUCAGACUCAACUGAUGUCCAUUGUCAGCCAACUACAUUACAACUAGUUGUAUUCUUUGCUGCCCUAUACAUCCUAUCACUUGGCAAUGGUGGAGCUAAGCCAAAUAUUUCGACCAUCGGGGCAGAUCAAUUUGACGAGUUCGACCCUAGGGAGAAAGCUCAAAAACUUUCCUUCUUCAAUUGGUGGAUGUUUAGCAUAUUUCUUGGUUCAUUAUUUGCAACUACUGUGCUUGUCUACAUUCAGGACAACGUGGGGUGGACGCUCGGGUAUGGAAUCCCGACCAUUGGAAUAGCUAUAUCGAUAUUGAUAUUUUUUGCUGGGACACCCUUCUAUCGGCACAAGAGGCCCAUGGGAAGCCCAUUUACAAAAAUGAUUAAGGUCAUUGUGUCUUCGAUUAUCAAGUGGAAGGUGGAGAUCCCGACAGACCCUAAGGAACUCUUUGAGUUUGAUCCAAUAGAGUAUCGCAAAGGGAAGUACAUGAUUGAUUCUACAACUGGCAUGAGAUUCCUCAACAAAGCAUGUCUAAGAACAAACUCUAGCAAGCCAUGGCUCCUUUGCUCGGUCACACAAGUAGAAGAAACCAAGCAGAUGCUUCGAAUGAUCCCGAUCCUCGUCGUCACCUUCAUCCCGAGCACACUCUAUGCUCAAUACACGACACUUUUUGUGAAGCAAAGCACCACUCUCAACCUGCACAUUGGCUCCUUCGAGGUCCCUCCCGCCAGUAUAGUCGGAUUCAUCUCCCUCUCCAUGCUCAUAACCGUUGUGUUUUAUGAUCGGAUCUUCGUCAAGACAAUAAGAAAAUGGACCAAAAACCCUAGAGGCAUUACCCUCCUCCAACGAAUGGGAAUCGGCAUGAUCUUGCACAUCACUGUCAUGGCCAUUGCCUCGCUAAUCGAGCGGUAUAGAAUCCAUGUCGCUAGAGAGAAUGGCGUAGUCGAGAAUGGGAAUCAAGUCCCUUUAUCACUAUUCAUUCUAUUGCCUCAGUUCAUACUAUUUGGCAUGUCAGAUGCAUUCUUGAAUGUGGCGAAGGUCGAGUUCUUCUAUGACCAAGCGCCUGAGAGUAUGAAGAGUUUAGGGACAUCGUAUUGGAUGAUUAGUCUUGGAGCUGGGAACUUCCUCAGCAGCUUGUUGCUGACCAUUGUGUCGAAUGUCACGAGUGUAGAGGGGCACGACGGAUGGAUUAGGAACAACCUUAACGACUCGCACUUGGAUUAUUAUUACGCGCUCCUCGCCAUCUUGAGCGCCGUUAACUUUGUCUUGUUUCUUGCUGUGGCGAGGUUUUAUGUCUAUAGAGCCGAAGUUUCGGAUUCGAUGAAAGUGCUUGCGGAAGAGCUGAUGGUUCGAAAAAUGCGAGGAGAGGAAUGAAGAAAUUAUUUCAAA